This is a messenger RNA of Nematolebias whitei (Rio pearlfish), 1253 nucleotides long. RefSeq names its product suppressor of cytokine signaling 4 (gene socs4). Gene Ontology annotation, biological process: phosphatidylinositol phosphate biosynthetic process; intracellular signal transduction. NCBI's taxonomy places the organism in Eukaryota, Metazoa, Chordata, Actinopteri, Cyprinodontiformes, Rivulidae. Bases 75 to 1253 code for a protein of 392 amino acids. The transcript has 2 exons. Gene Ontology annotation, molecular function: 1-phosphatidylinositol-3-kinase regulator activity. The record is from RefSeq and is a predicted model, not a curated record. Gene Ontology annotation, cellular component: phosphatidylinositol 3-kinase complex.
GGGCAGACAUCAGCUGGAGGUGAAAUGGAGCGCUGCUUCUGACACUGCUUGGAAGAGAAAGAAGAGAAGCAGACAUGUCUGAGAAGAAGACCCGGGGAACAGACACUCGUCCCAAAUCUGGCCUCCGCAGCUGGAGCGCAGACAGCUACAACUGGCGAGGGAAGAAGCGCUCCCGAAGCUCUCGCAACGGGUCAAGUCCUGGAGACCUGGAAGCAAACGGUUUGGAGGAGCUGGGUGUGCGCUCGACGUCAUGUUCAAGGCGACGUCGAGAGAGGAAGUGCAGCUGCAGCGCUCUUGGGGAAGCCCUGACGGCUGCGGACUUCGAUGGGGUCUGCCGCAAGGCCUUGUCCCGGCGCUCCCUGCGACAGAAGUUCCAGGAUGCUGUGGGUCAGUGUUUGCCUCUGCGCUCUCACCAUCAUCACCAUUAUCACCACACACCUGGCUCCUCAGGGCCUUUCUCCGUGCUCUUCUGGUCCAAACGUAAGAUCCACGUCUCAGAGCUCAUGCAGGACAAGUGUCCAUUCUCACCCAAGUCUGAACUGGCCAAAUGUUGGCACCUUAUAAAGAAUCAAGUUACUCCUCCGAGCACCCUGAAAGACAUGGAGGCUCCUUUGAAGCCCAGCAUCUCCUCCUCUAACUCCCUGCUACAAACGCCCAUCUCCUGGGAGGACAUCUGCUGCUCAGCAGGACCUGGAAGCACCACCCUGGAGGACUGGGACCCUUCGUGUCAUUGUGGGGAUGCAGAGGGCAGCUGUGAUCACACUGACUACAUCCUGGUCCCUGACCUCCUCCAGAUCAACAACAGUCCGUGCUACUGGGGUGUGUUGAACCGUUUUGAGGCUGAAGAGCUGCUGGAGGGUCAGCCGGAGGGAACGUUUCUUCUCCGAGACUCUGCCCAGGAUGAGUUUCUGUUCUCGGUCAGCUUUCGGCGCUACAGCCGCUCCCUGCACGCACGCAUCGAGCAGAAUGGAAAGCGUUUCAGCUUUGACGUGCGUGACCCAUGCAUGUACCGGGACCCGAGCGUGACAGGACUCCUGAGACACUACAGCGACCCGGCCACCUGCCUCUUCUUUGAGCCUCUGCUCUCCAGGCCAUUGCCAAGGACCUUUCCCUUCUCCCUUCAGCAUCUGUGCAGGGCUCUGAUCUGCAGCUGCACCACGUACCAGGGCAUGGACCGACUGCCACUGCCCCCCCAGCUCAGGGAAUACCUCAGACAGUACCACAUCAAGUGUGAGGGGGCCUGCGCCCUGUGA